AUGACCAAAAAGGUACAAGUGGUGGGUGCGCCACCGAUGGUGCAGCGGCCGCCAGCGACGCAAGAGAGCGACUCGGAGGCGGAGGCACCGCACGAGAGUGAGCACAUAGAUGGGCACGGCGACGACGAAGAGCAUGGCGAUGACGAAGAGCAUGGCGACGACGAUAUGGACGAGCUGAUGAGCGCCUUUGAGGACGACGAGACCGACCUGGAUCUGACGCACCUGCGCAUCAAGUCGACGAAAAACAUGCAUCUUGCGCGUUUCCAUGAUACCCUAGUUCGUCUCGUGCUGCGCCAGAACGAGAUCCGCUCCAUGCGCGGUAAGGACCUGGGCGCCGUGCCGCAUCUCCAAGAGCUUGAUCUGUACGACAAUGCGAUCGAACACAUCAGUGGUCUGGAGAACAAUCUCGAGCUGGAAAUCCUCGACCUAUCCUUCAACAACAUCCGGCACGUAUCUCGCGUAUCACACCUGCCCAGGUGCCAUACCCUCUACCUCGUCCAGAACAAGAUUGCCCACAUCCGCCCUACGGAUCUGCAGCCGCCGAUCGCAUGGAGUCUGCGCAGUCUCGAGCUCGGCGGCAACCGACUCCGCUCCCUUGAGAACCUAUCGCACUUGAUCAACCUCGAAGAGCUGUGGGUCGGUAAGAACAAAAUCACGUCACUCCAGGGCAUUGCGCCCCUGACCAAGCUGAGAGUCUUGUCGAUCCAGUCGAAUCGGCUGACCAAGCUAGAAGGCCUCGAGACUCUGACGGCACUAGAAGAGCUGUAUCUGUCCCACAACGGCAUCAAGAAACUCGAGAAUCUCGAGCACAACACCCAGCUCACAACGCUCGACUUUUGUGCAAACCAGGUCACGACCAUUGAGCAUGUGCGGCAUUUGUCGCGUCUGUCACAGUUCUGGGCCAAUGACAACCUGAUCACAGACCUGAAUCACCUGGAUGCGCAUCUCGGACCCCAGUACAUGCCGCAUCUCGAUACAGUGUACCUCGAGGGCAACCCAGGACAAAAAUCCGAGGGGGCAAACUACCGCCGCAAAGUGCAACUCGCGCUUCCCCAGAUCGCGCAGCUCGAUGCCACACUCGUGCGGCGUUCAUAG
This is a messenger RNA of Malassezia restricta, 1095 nucleotides long. Its product is annotated as protein phosphatase 1 regulatory subunit 7. The record is from RefSeq and is a predicted model, not a curated record. Bases 1 to 1095 code for a protein of 364 amino acids. NCBI's taxonomy places the organism in Eukaryota, Fungi, Basidiomycota, Malasseziomycetes, Malasseziales, Malasseziaceae. Gene Ontology annotation, molecular function: protein binding. The transcript has a single exon.